AUGAUUAAGCAUCUCAGCAAAACUAGCCUCCCGAGAAGCCUUAGAAGAUUUUUAUCUUCUCAAGUGUCGACAGCUUCGAACUUCAAAACAACCGUUUUGCCUAAUGGGUUGACAGUGGCUAGCGAAUUUAUGCCAGGUACGAAAACCGCCACCGUGGGAAUGUGGAUUAACGCUGGUUCCAGAGCGGACAAUCCUACAAGCAGUGGAACAGCGCAUUUUUUGGAACAUUUGGCCUUCAAGGGAACAUCGAAAAGAUCCCAAUAUAGUCUAGAAUUAGAGAUUGAGGAUUUGGGAUCUCAAAUCAACGCCUAUACCUCUCGUGAGAAUACCGUUUACUACACAAAAUGUUUGGCUAAUGACUUAGAGCAAAACGUGGAUAUAUUGAGUGAUUUGCUUACGAAAUCCAAACUCGAGCCUUCAGCGAUCGAGAAGGAAAGAGCAGUGAUCCUACAAGAGAGUGAUGAGGUUGACAAAAUGUUUGACGAGGUUGUUUUCGACCAUUUGCAUGAAAUAGCCUAUCGAAACCAGGAUUUGGGCAGAACAAUCCUAGGACCAAGAGAGAAAAUCAGAACCAUUAAUAGAGAUGACCUCGUUAACUACAUCCAGACAAACUAUAAAGGUGACAGAAUGGCCUUGAUUGGGGCUGGUUGUGUCGAUCACGAUGAGCUUGUCAAGAAUGCUCAAAAAUACUUUGGUCACAUCAAAGCUAGCGACGUGCCUUUCAAGCAACAUGGUGAUGAUUUGCCUAUCUUCUAUGGGGCUGAGAGACGUAUCCAAGAUGAUUCUUUGCCCAUAACCCAUGUCGCGUUAGCUGUAGAGGGAGUUAGUUGGUCUGCACCUGACUUCUUCACUUCUUCUGUUGCGAAUGGUAUCAUAGGUUCAUGGGAUAGAUCUAUUGGUAUUGGUUCGGACUCUCCUUCGCCUUUGACAGUUACUGCGGCUAUGGGAGGACCAGGCAACGAACCCAUCGCAAAUUCUUAUAUGGCUUAUACCACUUCGUAUGCUGAUACAGGAUUAAUGGGUGUGUAUUUCACUGCAGACAGCAACACAGACAUGUCGCUAUUUGUGAAUGCGGUGUUGCACGAAUGGGCCCGAUUGAAAUCUGGAAACAUUACCGAGGAGGAGGUCGAAAGAUCCAAAGCUCAAUUGAAAGCCUCUUUGGUAUUGGCAUUAGAUGACUCUACAGCAAUCGCCGAAGAUAUCGGAAGGCAAUUGGUGAACACCGGCUUCAGAUUAUCACCAGAAGAUGUUUUUGAAAGAGUGGAGAACAUUUCGAGACAAGAUGUGAUUGAUUGGGCAAACUACAGAUUGAAAGACAAGCCAAUAGCAAUGUGUGCGUUGGGAAACUGUAAGACAAUUCCCUCUCACAAGGACCUUGUGAAAGGAAUGUCUUGGUAA
Molecule: messenger RNA, 1398 nt
Organism: Clavispora lusitaniae ATCC 42720
Lineage: Eukaryota; Fungi; Ascomycota; Pichiomycetes; Serinales; Metschnikowiaceae
Gene: MAS1
Product: Mas1p
Cellular component (GO): mitochondrion
Molecular function (GO): metalloendopeptidase activity; metal ion binding
Source: RefSeq, a predicted model, not a curated record